AUGGGCAUGGCUUCGCGAUGGAUGCCGCGGCCAGAAGAACCGAACGCGGAAGCUCCGCCGUUGCGCUUUGGGGGACCGCUCUUGAUGCAGCUUGUGCGGUAUCUCCCGCUGCUGAUGAGGCUGCUGGCCCACCUGCCAGGGUUCACUGCAGGCUUUAUCCUCACGUGCCUCUUCUUCGCCGUCGUUGGGCGCGACACGCUGAGAAAUGAGUACGCACCGGUGGCAGGUUUUCAUGUUGUGGCGCUGAUGUUGCUGCGGGAGCUUGUCGCACCGUGGCGUGAGGGAAAAAAGAAGGCGGCGUUUGUGCGACAGCGCGUUGCAUCGCUACGCUCCUUUGCGGAUGAUGUGCAGCUGCAGUGGCGCGAUGUACUAGACUGA
Messenger RNA from Trypanosoma cruzi, 378 nucleotides. RefSeq lists its product as uncharacterized. The coding region runs from base 1 to 378 and encodes 125 amino acids. The transcript has a single exon. NCBI's taxonomy places the organism in Eukaryota, Euglenozoa, Kinetoplastea, Trypanosomatida, Trypanosomatidae. The record is from RefSeq and is a predicted model, not a curated record.